CAACGAUCGUAAUGACUAUGUGGAACGUCCAAAAGAGUAUUUCAGGUGCCGUGGGUGCUUAGUGGAAUGCACCCCUAAUGUAUGCUCUGUGGCAAAUACUGUCAAAAAAUUUUCAUGGUUUAAAAAUAUAUUGUGUACAGGUUAAUGAACACGGGUGGAAUAUAUUUGGUUUGUAUUAAUAAAGCUUUUAAGGUUUGAAUAUGAAAUUUAACAAGAUGAAUUAAAAUUAUAAAAAAUAUGAGUGAAGUAGAUGUAUUCAUAAGCAAUUAUACAUUAGUUGAUCCAGAAAUUUAUCAGUUAUGGAUUGACGGACAUACUGCAAGUGAAGCAGUAACUAUUCUCAACAGUAAGGGCUUAGGUCAGAAAACGGGUGCUUCCUUAGAACUCAUUGCUAGUGACGUUUUGGAUCAUUACAGAACUUAUUCCUUACUAGAGAAACUAUUGAAUUACCCUAGUAAACUUCAGGAACAGUUUAUUUUUCAAAUAGAUCCUCAAACUCGUUCAUUUCUGAUUGAAAAGUACUAUGAAUUCGAUGAUGAAGUCAUUCGUGAAGUUUUGGGUAAGAAACUUUCUUCAAAAAAUAGGAAAGACUUAGAUGAAGUAGCAGAGAAGACUGGAAAACCAUUAAAAUCUUGCAGACGACAAUUUGACAAUGUUAAAAGAAUAUUUAAAACUGUCGAAGAACUGCCUGGUAUAACAACAGAUAAUAUAAAAAAUAAUUUUUGCCUACCAGAUGAACUGGCAAAGAAAUAUACUUGUAUAGUAUUCACAGCAUGUAUGCGAUUUGAAACGUCAAAGAAAAAGGUUCAACAAAUGUCGUUUAAUAAUUUUAGAAUCUGUUGUGAAGCUAUGAUUGACAACUGGACUUACCAUCUAAGCGGUACUGAUUAUAAUGAUUUAGAAAUGGAUAGAGAAUUUUUGUUUGAAUUAAGAGAUUUAAAAAUCCUAAUGGAGAAAGAUAAAGAACAUAAGCAGAUCCCAAUUAGUAUCGAUUGCGAACCAGCUGAUAAUGAAUUAAGAUUCAGGAAUUGAUUCUGAAUCAGUUGGUAACCAGUUAAGGAUCGCUGAAAAACGCGAUUACGAACCUGUUCAAGAUAAUUUAUUGGUGCGAGUGUAUUUAAUAAUUAACGGAAUCGUUUUGACCCGCGAAUACAUAACUCUCAUACUAACUACAUAAUACGAACAAAGCUAAUAAAUAAUAUCUAUGGACGCUAGGCUUGAGGUCGUGAAGAAGGAUAAACAAAGUCCGAUAACCACUUAACAUACUACAUCAACAAACUGAUAUACACAAAAAUAUAUCGUUGGCAUAUGUCGCAAACCUAGUAACUCCAUAUCACCAAAGACUGUUUUUUUAAUAAAGGCUGAAAUAGUGGCCAGUUAUCAAAUUGAUGAAAAAUAGUUCAAGUAAAUUAACACGGAGUGCUGUUAGCUACAAACAAAAUGGCAUUCUAAAACUGUGAAGUUUUUUAUUUAGACUUCUAAAUUGUAAGGAAUUUUUUGGAUCUUUAAGGGUUUUUUAUUUUAUAUGCGUUCCGAAAACAUCUAUCUAAUGGUAUCAAAAUUUGAUAAAGAAAAAAAACGGAGCGUCUUAAUCCAACGAUAUACAAAACGUAAAAUUAAGCUGAGUCGAGCGCGAUUCAUGAGCAGUGUAACUCUGUUGAUAUGUAGGCGUUCGAGAACUGCUCGGUUCGCUGUUCCGAGACAGAAAGCUUCUUUACGAUUCAAAACGUCUCGCCUGGGUUCGUGUAAGUGCGUUGGUUUUUCCUAAAACGUAUAUUAGACAUAUCGGAGAGGAUUAAGUUAGUUGCAUGCUAUUAAGGCAUUUUCUACCGAGUCUAAUUCCUCUCCAAGAACUAACCACAUGAGCACUUUCAACUUGAUAUUUGCAGUUCGCACUUUUUAGUAACAGUUCCAUGUUGGUUGUUCACUCGAUUCAGUUUAUUAUAAUUUCCGAUUCGGUUAUAGUAAUUAUCGGAUUUUUGUUUGGACUACAAGUUCCAUUCGGUAUCCUAUGCAACAUAUGAACAUAAGUUACUCAAUCUGAAUCAAAUAAUGUAAAAGUACUCAAUGUAUAAGGAAACGUUUUGUAUUUGAAAGUGGUGUUAUUGAUGCCAUUACGGUCCUAAUUGUUUUUUUACUUCACAUUUUCAGUUGCAUAUUUUUUAUUUUGAUGCUCUUGUACCUCUUGUAGUUUUUGUAUUUACAGAGACUUUUUUGCUUUAAUUGAUGAUUUCUUUUGUAUCCAUCUUUUUUUGAAAAUUUAAUUGUCUUGUUAAUUGGAGAACGUAUGAUUUGAGUAUAAAUGUGAUUAAAACAAAAAUGAGGUUAAGUUUUAAAAAUUAUCAAAUAUUAGUUUAAAAAUAUGUAACAGAAAACUAAUAUGCAUUCAAUUCAAACUAAGAUGAAGUAAUGAACUUUAGAUAGCUCGAGUAAAGCAUAAUUAAGAAAAAUUUAAGCAGUUAUAUUAGUAUAUUGAUAAAUAUAGUACUGAAACGUUCAGGUAAGGUUGCCAUUUGUUAAAGUUUGCAACCAUAGAGUUAAAAUUAAAGAUAGAAUGAGCGAGCGAGGUAUGGUAAUUACUGAUAGAGAGAAAAAGAACAUCGGUAUAUCAUCCUGUAUCUCUACAUAUUCUAUUCUGAUUCGAUCCCCUUGACGUUUAAGUUUCGAGUAGUGGAAAUCGCAAAGAUGGAGUAUAACCAGUUUUGAUUUUAUUGUUGGCGACUAGAGGGAGAUAGAGAGUGGUAAACCGAUGCUCUCUCUCUCUUCCAAUAGUACAAUUCCACUUAUAUGACACUCUUUCUAUCUUCAUUGUUAAAUUUAUGCACAAGAGGCAUAAAAACAGAUUUUUUUGUGAUGAUGACAGUGUAAUAAAAAACAGUUUAAAAUGAGACCUUAAAAUUAAAUUUCGUCGUAUUUUAUCGGUAUUUUAAAUGUAUCUAACAAAACUGAAUCUUAUCAUAGUUUGUUACAAAUUUUUUUAAUAAUUAGAAUGUUUUUAUUCUUAAAAUAAAACUGAAAUUACUAAUAA
Diorhabda sublineata is the source of this 3028-nucleotide messenger RNA. RefSeq names its product acidic fibroblast growth factor intracellular-binding protein (gene Fibp). Gene Ontology annotation, cellular component: nucleus. NCBI's taxonomy places the organism in Eukaryota, Metazoa, Arthropoda, Insecta, Coleoptera, Chrysomelidae. The record is from RefSeq and is a predicted model, not a curated record. The transcript has 6 exons. The coding region runs from base 238 to 1032 and encodes 264 amino acids.